AUGGCGCUCAGACUCCCCGCAACAUCCUUCACGGCUGCUCCUCGUGGUCUGCUGGCCCGCAGUGCUGCAGCAUCGGCGAGACGCAGCUACUCGACGCCGUCCAGGGUUGCAUUCGCUGAAUCGUCCUCGUCCGGUGGUGGGUCUCGCGCUACGACCAAGCAGGGCUUCCUUGAUUCACUUUUGAGAGGAUCUGAGAAGGCGCAGGCAGAGGGCGCCACCACACAAAGUCACUCGGCCAGCGUCGCCCGCGGUCGCUACAUUCACGAGAUCCAGCGUCACGAUGUCAAGCCGGACUGCAUCGAGGAAUACAAGAGAGUGCUGGCGGAGUGGUACCCAAAGAUUUCGGGCGAGGCACAGAACAAGGCGAGGUUGACGGGUAGCUGGGAGGUCACGCUGGGUGAUGUUGAGACGUUUUAUCACAUCUGGGAGUACAACGGCUACGCCGGGUAUGAUGCCAGCCAAGAAUCCAUGAAGCAGUCCAAGGUCCGAGACCAACUCCACGCCGCCAUCCGUCCUUUGAUCAAGCAUCGCUCCAACUGGAUCUGUCAGGAGUUCGCUUUCUGGCCAACGGCCGAACCUCAAUCCAAGGGUGGUGUCUAUGAACUUCGCACCUACCAUCUGAAGCCAGGCAAACUCCUCGAAUGGGAGCAACACUGGCGUCGCGGACUCGAGGCGCGACAGAAGUACACCGAGCCUGUCGGAGCGUGGUUCAGCCAGAUCGGGGCCUUGCACACCGUCUUCCACAUCUGGCACUAUCCUUCGCUGGAGGAGAGGAAGAAAACGAGGGACGCAGCGUGGCAGGUGGAGACUUGGCCCAAGACGGUGACGGAGACUGUCAAGCUGAUCGACAAGAUGCACGCUCAGAUCAUGGAGCCGCUGCCCUUCUCGCCGCUGAAGUAG
This is a messenger RNA of Jaminaea rosea, 900 nucleotides long. RefSeq names its product NIPSNAP-domain-containing protein. Gene Ontology annotation, cellular component: mitochondrion. The record is from RefSeq and is a predicted model, not a curated record. The transcript has 3 exons. The coding region runs from base 1 to 900 and encodes 299 amino acids. Lineage: Eukaryota; Fungi; Basidiomycota; Exobasidiomycetes; Microstromatales.